This is a messenger RNA of Centruroides sculpturatus (bark scorpion), 552 nucleotides long. RefSeq lists its product as uncharacterized. The transcript has a single exon. The coding region runs from base 1 to 552 and encodes 183 amino acids. Lineage: Eukaryota; Metazoa; Arthropoda; Arachnida; Scorpiones; Buthidae. The record is from RefSeq and is a predicted model, not a curated record.
AUGCAUCUUGUUUGGACCCCAGCUCAUAAAGGGAUAACCAUAAAUGAACAAGCGAACAAACUUGUUAAGAGUCAGCCGUACGACACCAAGAAAACCCAUUAUAUUACUCCGGAGGAUUACAUCAGCAUUAUAAACACUGAAAUGAAACAGCAAAUGGACAACGAAUGGUAUAACUUUCCCAACCACACAGACUAUCAAUGGCUCAUCACCGGCAGACACAUCCCCGUCAUGGACUAUACGGAUCGUUACACCACCAUCCUGAUACAUCGCGCCAGGACUAAUUCCCUCAUCACUAACUCCUUCCUCCAUAAACGUAACUUGAAAAAUACUGAUCGCUGCACCUUCUGCCUGACAGAGCAGGAUACAACGAUACAUCGGUUGGAUAACUGUCAUCGAUUUGAACCUGUUAGAAAAAAAAUUCUAAACAAUAACAAUAUCAUUCGUCACAAAAUCUUCAAGAUAAGUGAUUGCCUUAGAUUCACACCCAUCAGGAUUUGUAUACAAAGUAUGAUCACCUUUUUCACCGUUUACAAGCAGACCUAUAAUUACUGA